UCAGAUAGCCCAACAUGAACUUUAACCGUCAAGAUCAUUUAAAAAGUGAACAGAACAAUAUUUUUCCUUCUGAGAGCUGGCUACAGGAUUCUGAGUUUCUCCUGCAGUGCUGUCCUAUUCACAACCUUUUCCUAAAACAGGACAUGGAGCUAUGUUCCUUUCUUCAUGUUAGGUGCUAAUGAAGUUAUUUGCUUCAUCAGAGGAAAUGCAGAUCCAUGAAAUUACAUUUUGUGCAAGUUGUCCUUAACUCUGUUGGCAAUGUCUAUGAUUUUAUCUGCUUCUGUGGUCCGAGUGAGGGAUGGACUCCCACUGUCUGCAUCGACUGAUUAUGACCAGAGCAUGGGAAUGCAAGAAUGUAGAAAAUAUUUUAAAAUGCUCUCAAAGAAACUUUCUCAGCUUCCCGAUAGAUGUACUCUGAAAACGGGGCAGUAUAAUAUAAACUUUAUAAGUUCUCUGGGAGUAAGCUAUAUGAUGUUGUGCACUGAAAAUUAUCCCAGUGUCCUGGCUUUCUGCUUCCUGGAUGAGCUUCAGAAAGAGUUCAUCACUACCUACAAUAUGAUGAAGACAAAUACUGCUGUCAGACCGUACUGUUUUAUAGAGUUCGAUAAUUUCAUUCAGAGGACCAAACAGAGAUACAACAACACACGCUCUUUGUCAACAAAGAUGAAUCUUGCUGACAUGCAGACAGAAAUCAAACUGAGACCACCUUAUCAAAUUUCCAUGUCAGAACUUGGUUCAGCUAAUGGCUUCGCACAUUUAUCUGUGGUGGAGUAUAAGGGUACUGGUAAGAUAUCUGCGGCUCCUCAUCAGCGCCUGGAACCUGUGACUCUGCCAGGGAUUGUCUCAUUUGUGCUUAGUCUGUUAUGUGGGGCUUUGAAUUUAAUUCGUGGCUUUCAUGCCAUAGAAAGUCUUCUCCAGAAUGAAGGUGAAGAUUUCAGCUAUGUUAUUGCAUUUUUUCUUGGAACAGCAGCCUGUUUGUACCAGUGUUACCUGUUUGUAUACUACACGGGCUGGAGGAAUGCCAAAUCCUUCCUGACUUUUGGGUUAAUUUGCCUGUGUAACAUGUAUCUGUAUGAACUGCGCAACCUGUGGCAGCUCUUCUUUCAUGUGACUGUGGGAGCAUUUUCUACCUUACAAAUUCGACUGAGACAACCACAGGGAAAGUCCCCUGAUUACAAUGUCUGACAAGUCCUGGAACAUUUAGCGACAGUCUUGUUCCAACAGUUAUUCACACUCAGGAAUGUAAAGCUGUUCUCCAAAAGAAGAAGCUGUCUGGAUGGGGCUUUUUUUUUGUUUUGUUUUGUUUUGUUUUUAAUUAAAUAAAGCAGUGUAAGAUGCC
Nipponia nippon (crested ibis) is the source of this 1339-nucleotide messenger RNA. NCBI's taxonomy places the organism in Eukaryota, Metazoa, Chordata, Aves, Pelecaniformes, Threskiornithidae. The record is from RefSeq and is a predicted model, not a curated record.